Molecule: messenger RNA, 2002 nt
Organism: Eriocheir sinensis (Chinese mitten crab)
Lineage: Eukaryota; Metazoa; Arthropoda; Malacostraca; Decapoda; Varunidae
Product: basic proline-rich protein-like
Exons: 3
Coding region: 92-1987 (631 amino acids)
Cellular component (GO): extracellular region
Molecular function (GO): chitin binding
Source: RefSeq, a predicted model, not a curated record
UCGGUACUCACUUUCGCCUUCAGUGGUGCCAGGGCUCAGGAGGCGCUCCGAGCACACAGGAUAUACACGACCCAGUGCCGCCGCGUCCGUGAUGGAAGGGCCGCUCUGGAGGCACCCACUCUGCGCCGCCCUCUUGCUCCUAGUGGCGGGAGCGGCGGGGCUUGUGUCCUCCGACUCUAGCGACGUCGUGCAGGACGUUUCCGACAUAGGCAUCGACACUGCGUCUUCAUCCUCUGAAGUCGGAGUGAGGGACGCUCUGGACGAUGUGGUGGUGGAGGGCGCCAUCAGGCUCUCCAGGGUACGGAGAGCGGGCUCGCUGGCAGGAGGCACGCCUGGCGAAGACUUCCCCGUCUUCAACUCCAUCCCGAGAACGAACUUCAACUGCGUGGACAAGGGCCUCGGCUACUACGCUGACGUGGACACCGGCUGCCAGGUGUUCCACGUCUGCCACGCCGACGGCCGCAUGAACAGCUUCCUGUGCCCCAACACCACCGUCUUCAACCAGAAGCGGCUCGUGUGUGACUGGUGGUACAACGUGGACUGUGGAGUCUCUUCGCAACACUUCAGCGUCAACGAUGAAAUAGGAAAGGUGACCCCAGCACCCGCCAGGACCAGCGUCUCAGCAGACUUCGGCCGAGUCACUCCGGCGCAGGCUUUUGCCACGCCCUCACCGACUUUUCGCGGCUCCGGAUUUACUCUCAUAACACAAAAUAACUUCAGGGGGACUGUGAGUGAACCUACCCGUCCCCCAUCUCCUCCUCCUCCACCACCACCCCGCCCUUCCCCUCCUCCAUCCCCACGCCCUCCACCACCUCCAUCCUCACGCCCUCCACCACCUCCAUCCUCACGCCCGACUAUUCUUCCACCUCCUCCAUCUCACCGUCCGUCUCUUCCUCCACCUCCUCCUCCAUCCCCACGCCCGACUCUUCCUCCUCCUCCUCCUCCUCCUCCAUCCCCACGACCUUCUCCUCGCCCCUCACCUCAACCACCGAGCGGAGGAAGUCAGUUACCAACCACUUUUAGGCCAAAUUCGUUUUCACGGACUCCUGCAAGGGUGUCAGUGACUCGCCGACCCGUGCUGCCCACCCUCGCCCCGGCGCGACCCCUCAACAGGGCGCCAGCAGACGGUGUGACCCUCCUCCUCAGCGGCAUCCAAAGCUCCCAGACGCCCGCCAAUGUGGCUGACGCGAGACAGACUAGCCAAGGAGUUCCUUUGCCAGCAUUCUCUGGAAGUAGAGGUUCCACAGACAGAGGGACGCAGACUUUCACCGGCACGGGAGCUAACCAGGGAUUCCAGACCAUUCCUGCAACGAGUGCACCUCAGAGCGGUAGAAGAGUUACAGGUGUCAGCAUCGGUCAGCCUGCAGUUACACCUUCCAGAGGUACAACCACGUUUGGGAAUCGAAUUACCCAGACUCCUUCGACAUUCCAGUCAGGAGGCGUCCCUCUGCCCACCCAAAGCGGCAGGGGAAGCUCAUCCAGUUCCGGAUCAUUCCAGUCAGGAGGCGUCCCUCUGCCCACCCAAAGCGGCAGGGGAAGCUCAUCCAGUUCCGGAUCAUUCCAAUCAGGAGGCGUCCCUCUGCCCACCCAAAGCGGCAGGGAAGCUCAUCCAGUUCCGGAUCAUUCCAGUCAGGAGGCGUCCCUCUGCCCACCCAAAGCGGCAGGGGAAGCUCAUCCAGUUCCGGAUCAUUCCAAUCAGGAGGCGUUCCUCUGCCCACCCAAAGCGGCAGGGGAAGCUCAUCCAGUUCCGGAUCAUUCCAAUCAGGAGGCGUCCCUCUGCCCACCCAAAGCGGCAGGGGAAGCUCAUCCAGUUCCGGAUCAUUCCAAUCAGGAGGCGUUCCUCUGCCCACCCAAAGCGGCAGGGGAAGCCCGUCCAGUUCCGGAUCAUUCCAAUCAGGAGGCGUUCCUCUGCCCACCCAAAGCGGCAGGGGAAGCCCGUCCAGUUCCGGAUCAUUCCAAUCAGGAGGCGUCCCUCUGCCCACACUAAGUGGCAGGGGAAGCU